AGGCAAUGAAUGGCUUUAAGUUUUUCGAAACACUAGUCAUCAAGGUUUAGAGAAACCAUGGUGGUUCUGAAGAAGACAUCCUUUCUGGUCUUCUUCUUCUUCUUUGUCUUGUUGUUAGAGUCAACGUUCGAGCAACAGACAAGUUCUCUGGACGAGAAAUCGGCUCUUCUGUUGUUAAGGUCUUCUCUUGGGUUAAGAAGUAGAGAUUGGCCUGUGAAAGGCAAUCCUUGUCUGAACUGGAAAGGCAUAGAAUGUGAUCAGAAAGGUAGAGUAAUUAAGAUCAACAUUUCAGGGUUCAGAAGGACUAGGCUUGGGAAUCAAAACCCGCAAUUCUCAGUUGAUUCGCUUGUCAAUCUCACCCGUUUGGCUUCCUUCAAUGCCUCAAGGUUCUCUCUUCCAGGUCCAAUCCCGGUUUUGUUCGGAUCGAGUCUGUUGACUUUAGAGGUAUUGGACCUUAGCUCUUGUUCAAUCACAGGAACCAUCCCUGAAACUUUGGCUCGGUUGUCACUCCUCAAAGUUCUUGAUCUUUCAAAGAAUGCAAUCAAUGGGGAUAUUCCUGUGUCUCUUACCUCUCUUCAGAAUUUAUCAAUCCUUGAUCUUUCCUCAAACUCGGUGUUUGGUUUGAUUCCUGCUAAUAUUGGGGCACUCUCAAAGCUCCAGCGUCUCAAUCUUUCGCGUAACACCUUGUCUUCUUCAAUACCUCCAUCACUCGGAGACCUCUCUGCUUUAGUCAACCUUGAUCUCAGCUUCAACCGCCUGUCAGGUUCGGUUCCAUCAGAUUUGAAAGGGCUAAGGAACUUGCAGACAUUAGUAAUUUCCGGAAAUCGCCUUUCAGGAUCCCUACCUCCUGAUCUGUUCAGUUUCCUGAGUAAACUACAGAUCGUUGACUUCAGAGGCAGUGGUUUCAUAGGCGCUUUACCGUCCAGGUUAUGGUCACUACCGGAGCUGAAGUUUCUAGAUCUUUCUGGAAAUCACUUCUCUGACUUGCUGCCUAAUACCACUGUCAGUUUUGAUUCUACUGUCUCCAUGCUUAACAUAUCCGGGAACAUGUUUUACGGCAAUCUCACACUUUUACUGAGAAGGUUCCAAGUUGUUGAUCUGUCAGAAAACUAUUUUGAAGGUAAAGUUCCUGACUUUGUGCCAAUCAAUGCUUCAUUGAGCAACAAUUGUCUUCAGGGACCAGAGAACCAGCGGAAGUUGUCGGAUUGCGCUUUGUUUUAUUCCAACAAGGGCUUAACUUUCAACAAUUUCGGACCACCUGAAGGAAAGAAGAGUCCUAAAUCUUCCUGGUUAAGCCACACGAAAAUAGUUAUACUUGCUGCAGUUGGAGGGUCUAUAUUGCUUAUGCUCAUUCUCAUAGUAUUACCAAUAACAGUGAGUUUCUGUGUCCGUCGAAGAAACAGAUCAUCAACAAGUAAUCAUCCUAGAGGGAGACACAACGGAGUUGGCCCAUUGCCUCCUGAUGAAACACUUCCCUCAAGAGGAGGAGUCUCUAUAAACUUCGGGAGCCUUGGAUCAUCAUUUACCUAUCAGCAGCUGCUCAAUGCCACCAAGGAGUUCAGUGAUUCAAACCUGAUCAAGAAAGGACAAUCGGGGGAUCUUUUCAAAGGGGUUCUAGAAAACGGAGUUCAGAUCGUUGUGAAAAGAAUCAGCUUGGAAUCUACAAAGAACAACGAAGCAUAUCUUACCGAGUUGGAUUUCUUCAGCCGGUUUGCGCAUCCAAGAAUAGUCCCAUUCGUAGGAAAGAGCUUAGAGAGCACAACCCAUAAGUUCUUGGUAUAUAAGUACAUGCUGAAUAGGGAUUUACCAAGCUCAUUGUUCUAUAAAUCCAAUUCCCUAGUUGACAACGGAUUGAGAUCUCUCGAUUGGAUCACCAGACUGAAAAUAGCAUUGGGAGUAGCAGAGGGACUUUGUUAUCUGCACCAUGAUUGCUCACCAUCUGUCGUCCACAGGGAUCUUCAAGCGAGCAGCAUUCUGUUGGAUGAUAAGUUUGAAGUUAGGCUUGGGAGCUUUAGCAAAGCUUGUCAUCAAGAAAACAAUGGCCGUCCCCGCAAAAUAGCCCGGUUGCUCAGACUAUCCCAGUCUUCUCAAGAAAGUGUUCCUGGGUCUCCAGCUACAGCAACAUGUGCAUACGAUGUGUACUGCUUCGGCAAAAUACUUCUGGAGCUUAUCACAGGAAAACUCGGAAUCAGCUCAUGCCAAGAUACCCAAUUCAAGAAAAUCCUAACCGAGAUCAUGCCUUACAUUUCAUCACAAGAGAAAGAACCCGUAAUGAACAUUCUAGACCAAUCUCUUCUGGUCGACGAAGACCUCUUAGAAGAAGUCUGGGCAAUGGCAAUCGUCGCAAGAUCUUGUCUUAACCCUAAACCAACAAGACGGCCGCUUAUGAGACACAUAGUUCAAGCCCUGGAGAAUCCACUGAGAGUCGUGAGAGAAGACAGCAGCGAAUCUGAGAGAUUCCGUACGACGGGAUCUUCGAGAGGAUCUUCGAGUAGCGGUCGAAUUUUUGGUAGUUGGAGACAAAGCGUGUCUGAUCCUGUCGCGGCGGGAACAAGUAGCCUUCUGUCUCAAGCGGAAGGUUUAGCGACGGGAUCGUCGACGAGAGAAAGUAGCCGUGGCGCGUCGAGUCGACGAAGUAUGAAAGAUGUAUAGAAAAGGAAGACACACACGAUCAACAUUUUUUCCUUUUUUUCUUUUAAUUUUUAAUUUUUUUUUGUGGUUAUGAUUUGAUCUCUUGUUGAUAAAAAAUCCCAUAUAAAUUUAUAAUCUUUUU
Arabidopsis arenosa is the source of this 2773-nucleotide messenger RNA. Lineage: Eukaryota; Viridiplantae; Streptophyta; Magnoliopsida; Brassicales; Brassicaceae. The record is from the annotation of a GenBank genome assembly.